AUGAAUUUUCACCAAGAAUCAGAAGAAGCCAUUAUAGCUUCUCCAAUCCAAGAAAGCGGGGAUGGUUUUCCGCAUGAAGCUUUGUUUCUUGCCUUAUCAUACCUUCCUGUAUAUGAGCUUCUUGUCCUCAAUCAAGUCUGCAGAUCAUUCAGAGAAGCUUUGAAGAAUGAUAUCUUGCCAUGGCUAAAUAUUGUGGUGGGAAAGCCCUUAAACAAGCGUUUGAAUGAUGAUCAUCUGUUCAAUCUCACCUCCAAAGCGCAGGGUCGGCUACAUACUUUGGCUUUGUUGAAUUGUUCUAGGAUUACAGAUGAUGGUCUUCUAAAAGUCAUAGCUGCAAAUCCGCUUAUAACCCAACUUUGGCUUCCAGGUUGCACAAGCUUAAACCCCAGUGGAGUGAUUGAAGCAGUGAAGUUGCUUCGAAGAGAUAAUCACAGAUUGAAGUGCCUGAAGAUCAGGGGCAUCUACAAUAUAAAGAAAGAAGAUCUUGAGAUACUACACCAGCUAAUCGAUGAUGAAAACCUGCCAAUGCAGAAGGAGGAAAUGAACUUGUAUCAUAACUACAAUGAUUUAUCCCCAUUUCAGCAAUCUGGCCCUGCCAUUGAUGUGGAUGUAUGCCCGAGGUGUGAUGAAGUGCGAGGGGUUUUUGAUUGCCCGAGAGAUUCGUGCAGAACAAUGAAGCAGCAUCAGAAGGUGAUGGAAUGCAGGGGGUGCAAGCUCUGCAUUCUGAGGUGUGAAGAAUGUGGCAUUUGUAUCAAAGAAGAUGAUCUGGUUGAAGUGGCUUGCGCCGAUGUGCUCUGCUUAGAUUGUUGGCUUCAGCUACCCAAGUGUAUUUUCUGCAACAAGCCAUAUUGCACUCAGCAUGCUGAUCAGCAAUGCAGACUCUCUGGCUCUUCAGGGUUUGUAUGUACGAAGUGCCAUGCAAAAUUUCUACAAAGUGCAUAA
Oldenlandia corymbosa var. corymbosa is the source of this 942-nucleotide messenger RNA. Lineage: Eukaryota; Viridiplantae; Streptophyta; Magnoliopsida; Gentianales; Rubiaceae. The record is from the annotation of a GenBank genome assembly.